Molecule: messenger RNA, 1583 nt
Organism: Cuscuta epithymum
Lineage: Eukaryota; Viridiplantae; Streptophyta; Magnoliopsida; Solanales; Convolvulaceae
Source: the annotation of a GenBank genome assembly
UCUGAUAAUAAUUUCUGUAAAUCGAAAAAAUUAAAAAAAAAUCCCAAAUCCAACAUUUCUCCGCCUAUGGAGCCGAGUGAAAGCAGUGGGCUGAGCUCUUACUACCACCACCAAACAGUGCACCCAUCCUCCGCUACACCCACGGCGACGGCGUCCGUCACCGGCGUGGCCACCAAUGGAAUUACGCCAAGCUUCGGUAACAACAGCCCCGCAGCUGGGGGUUCUGGGUCUCUCAUGGUUUACCCUGGUUCGAUUCCAUCGGCUGUCUCACCACCGGCGGAGGCCGUGAAGAAGAAGCGCGGGAGGCCGAGAAAGUACGAAACUCCUGAACAAGCUGCUGCUGCAAAGAAGAUUUCUUCUGCUGCUUCCGCUUCGAAUUCGGUGCCCAAGAAGAGGGAUCAGGUGCCGUUGGGAGGUGCCGGAGGACAAGGAGGUGGAAUUGGUGGUUCCAUAGGACAAGGAAGCGUCGCCGCCGGACAAGGAAGCGGUGUUUCUUUGCACACUCUGAAAACCUCGAAGUUUGCUGCUGUUGGCGAUGCUGGGCAAGGGUUCACGCCUCAUAUCAUAAACCUUGUUGCUGGAGAAGAUGUGAGCAACAAAAUAAUGACCUUCAUGCAACAAAGCAAGCGUGAGUUAUGCAUUCUCUCAGCAUCUGGAGCAGUUUCUAGUGCAUCUCUGCUCCAACCAUCAAUUUCUGGAGGCAAUAUUACAUACGAGGGGAGAUUUGACAUCCUUUCACUAUCUGGAUCAUACGUGCAUAAUGGGCGUGGAGGUAAAACUGGUGGACUUAGCGUAUGUCUUGGCAGUAGUGAUGGUCAAAUCAUUGGAGGUGGCGUUGGUGGUCCCUUGACAGCUGCAGGACAAAUCCAGGUUAUUGUUGGAACAUUUGUGGUGGACACAAAGGACACAAUAACUGGGGAAGACCAACAUGACAUGCCUGCACAUGUUGGUGUCUCGACAUUGCCACCGCCGCCGGGUAUGGGGUUCCCGUCAGCAGUCAAUCCCUCUCCUCCUCUUCAUCAUCAUCAUCAUCAAUACAUGCAGCAGCAGCAGCAGCGGGGGACGCAACCAACGCCCCUACAGUCUAUCCAUUGGAGGGGUGAUAUGGGCCACCCCACAAUGCACCAUUCACCAGAAAAUGGUGACUAUGAGUAUAAGUAUAACCACGGAGAGUAGUGUGUCAGGCAGUUCACCUGUAACAUCCCCCAACCCCAUCUUGUAGGUUCUUUCCAAUGCAGGGAAGCACAAAAACUCCUUUUUUACCAUCUGCCAUGUGUUUUAGCUGUAGUAGUGUACAGGUUAGUGAAUCUCCUCUCUCUCUCUCUCUCUCUCUCUCUCUCUCAAAUUUCUGCAGAGGAAACUGCUUAAACUAUUGACUCUGAAAGUAUCUAUGGACCUUGGAAACUUUGUGCGCUGGUCUAUGUAUGUUGUCUUUGUUUAUUGGCAGUGUUUCUUAUUGUUGUAUUAGGAAGGCUAUUUGUUGUGUUUGUUCUGUUUCCUGUCGAAGUUUGUUUCCACUAGAUUCUCACCCGUGCGAUGCACAGGACAAAAAUUAAGUAAUGCCGAGUAAUUCUAUUACAUAA